This is a messenger RNA of Ornithorhynchus anatinus (platypus), 2576 nucleotides long. It is a transcript of the gene MRPS31, whose product is annotated as mitochondrial ribosomal protein S31. The record is from RefSeq and is a predicted model, not a curated record. Gene Ontology annotation, molecular function: structural constituent of ribosome. Lineage: Eukaryota; Metazoa; Chordata; Mammalia; Monotremata; Ornithorhynchidae. The coding region runs from base 44 to 1177 and encodes 377 amino acids. The transcript has 7 exons. Gene Ontology annotation, cellular component: mitochondrial small ribosomal subunit.
GGCGCUUCCGGCCGCUCCGCGGGGCUUUCCCGCCCGGGCCGCCAUGUUGUUUCGCGCGCGGGAUUUGCGGCGAGGCCUCCUCCUCCGCGCCGCCCUUCGGGCCCGCGCCAGGUCAGAAAAUGAAAUUCAAAGGUACUUCGGCACAAACAGCGCGUUCUACAGCAAGAAGGAUGAACUGGCCACUCUUCCAGGCAGCGCUGCGGGAAAAGCCGCCGAGACCCAAGAAAAUUCAAAGAAGGUCUCAAAGGAGAAUCCAAAGGAGAAAUUGAUAAAUAUUAUAAAAGGCAUGAAAGUUGAAUUAGGUUCAAAGGCGGUGUCCCAGAGAAAAAAAAAUCAGCUGACCAGUGCACAAAGCAGGAAACUGAUUCAAAAUGUGGAGCGUGUCGGUAGCAUGUACCAAAAAGCCACAAAAGAUGCCACACUUAAGAGGGACAGCCCGCUAAGUCCGGAUUUAGUGGCUGCUGCAAUCGCAGUUGCCGAUUCCCUUCCUUCUGACAAGCAGACGACAAAAUCGGAGUUACUCAAGCAACUGAAGAAGCACGAGGAAGAGUCUAAAGAACAGGCGAGACAAAGAGAAAGCAGAUCGUUAAGUAAUAUAAUUGCCGAUAUGAAGAUUUCCAAACCUUCUAGCUCCCGAAAUUAUAUGAGACCAGAUCAUCAAAUUCAGUUUGACGAAGGUCAUGGGUAUUUGCUUCAGAAGGAGAUAGCAGCUACCCGGGGACAAAGGAAGGGAUUAUUUAGAGGGAAGAGCCUGAAUAUUUUCCCCACUUCUGAGGACACUCCCGAAGAAGAAUCUGAAACAGUGGCAUCCCUCACUCUUUGGGACUUGGAAUUUGCCAAGCAGUUAGCAACAAUAAAUGAGCAGCUUCCCCGGAAUGGUUUUGAGGAGAUGAUCCAGUGGACAAAAGAGGGAAAGUUAUGGGAAUUUCCCAUUAACAACGAAGCAGGUUUUGAUGACGACGGUGCUGAUUUUCACGAGCAUAUAUUUCUGGAUAAAUACCUGGAGGAUUUCCCAAAACAAGGACCGAUUCGCCACUUCAUGGAACUAGUGACCUGUGGGCUGUCUAAAAACCCCCAUUUGAGCGUUAAGCAAAAGGCUGAGCACAUUGAGUGGUUUCGGAACUAUUUCCAUGAAAAAACAGAUAUCCUUAAGGAAAAUAACAUUCAGUUCAAUUGAGAAACAUGGGAGGCACUCUUAACCCUGAUGUUAGAAAAGGAAAUUCUUGAAGUCAAACAUUCUUUCUUCUAUGUUUUAUCUACCUGAGGACUAAUUCGUGGUGAAUAAUUGUGGAACCAGAUUUGCCUGAUACAUGUUAAAUUGUAUAAAAGAUCUAAUGUGAUAGCUGAAAAAUAUUCUUGCAUAUAUCAGAAGAAAAAGUUCUAGUAAAUUACUGAUUGCUUAAACCGCCCAAUCUUCCUUCUGCCUCAUGUAUAUAUGAAAAAUAAGGUGACGAUGGUUUAGCCUACUUAUAAAGAGGCAAAUAGACUUAGGAGACAAGCAAUAUAUAGCUAGAGAGGAUCGUGGCGUAGAACUUGACUGAUUUUUUUGGAAUAUUUUCUGAAAGCAGUUGCUCUCACAGGAGGCGAUCUCCAACUUGGUUCCUGGCAACAGAUCGAUGCCCACAGACACCGGUCCUCCCAAUAACGGCAGCGGGAAACGUUGGAGAUAGGUUCUGUGCUAUAAAUUCAGUGGUGGUGGCAGAUGGACUGCCUUUAAGCCACUUUUUAGGCCACCUUUUCACCGGUCAGGCUUUUGACCAGGCUUUCGUCCACUCCUCUGACUAAUUUCACCCCUCUUGUCUCUAAGUUAGACCCCACCCAGGAAAGAAAACGGUAAAUUCUUGCAGUGUUUAAGGAAUUUUUGAUCUUAGUGUUCUUUUUGUAAUGUCAAGCCAUUGUGGUAUCAUGAGAUUAGUCCGAAAAGAGAUUUUAAGUAUAGUUAACUCAAAUGCCCGUAUUUUGGAAAGAAAUGUUAAAGCAGUUGCAUGCGGACGAGGAAGGACUUUCUAGUGGUGGCAUUUAAUCGUUCUCCUUCGAGAGAGGUGAGCCUAAAUGGGACUCUAAAAUGUUCUCAUAUGUGCUCAGGCAGCCUGCCAGCUGACCGAUGCUUCAGGAUUCUUUAGGCUGGCUCUACCCUUCCCCAUUCUCUGCUGCUCCGCAACUCCCCACACCAUCCCUGGGUUCCCAACCUCGGGGCAUUAGACACCACCUCCUUUCCCUCCCCCUCAGGGGACACUCUGACUUCUAAGGAGCUUCUGCUGACCUUCCGAUAAUGUAGCGUCUUCCUCAUUUUCGAGAACCAGUCAGCUUUUAAAUAGGCCGUGUUUCCCGUGAGGUUUAACAAUCAUAAAACAAUUUUCAACUUUCUCCUCCAAGAAAACUACGUUUUUUAAGGCAUUUCUUUUGUCCUCUUUCCCUCAAACCCCCAUAAAAUAAGGGACAGGGAUCGUAUCUGUUUUGAUUUUCUCUAACCCAGUAUGUAGUACAAUGGCAUGUAGUAAGAACUUAAAUGCCAUAUUUAUUAAUAUAUUUUACAAUGGUAAUAAUAAAAAGAAAGGUUAAACCCAUCUCUCAAA